This is a messenger RNA of Apodemus sylvaticus (European woodmouse), 1823 nucleotides long. It is a transcript of the gene Ube2w, whose product is annotated as ubiquitin conjugating enzyme E2 W. Lineage: Eukaryota; Metazoa; Chordata; Mammalia; Rodentia; Muridae. Bases 70 to 534 code for a protein of 154 amino acids. The transcript has 6 exons. The record is from RefSeq and is a predicted model, not a curated record.
GUGACGCGAGCACGGCGGCUCCGCCCCCUGCGUCUCGGGCCUCGCUGGCCUUGGGGGGAUGGUUUCAUCAUGGCGUCAAUGCAGAAACGACUACAGAAAGAACUGCUGGCUUUGCAGAACGACCCACCUCCUGGGAUGACUUUAAAUGAAAAGAGCGUUCAGAAUUCAAUUACACAGUGGAUCGUAGACAUGGAAGGUGCACCAGGAACCUUAUAUGAAGGGGAAAAAUUUCAACUUCUGUUUAAAUUUAGUAGUCGAUACCCUUUUGACUCUCCUCAGAAGACUGGUCCCCGGCGCUCUCAGUGCAGUCAGUCUGUCUCAGCAUUAUCAGCAUGCUUUCCAGCUGCAAAGAAAAGAGACGACCACCAGAUAAUUCCUUUUAUGUGCGAACAUGUAACAAGAAUCCAAAGAAAACAAAAUGGUGGUAUCAUGAUGAUACUUGUUGAUGCCACUGUUGUCAUCCUCGUAGCAGAAGAUAGUCCUACUGAGAAAAUGAGCACUUUGAUCAUUCAGUCUUUGAACUUUAACCUUUGACUGGAAGUGACCUAUAGGCAAUGAAGACUACUUCCUUUUACUGCAUUUUUACUCGUGUGCAUUCUGGGCGCAUGUUGAUCGCUGGUUCAGUCCAGGCAACUGACAUGCUUUUAUUAGUCAUACAGUAUUAAUGCAGGUGUCAGGAAAUGUCAAAUAUAAUUCCAUUUUUUUAUUUUUAUUUUUUUAAGCUUUUGGAAAAGUUCCAGGUCCUCAUGUAUUGUGCAAUAACAGUGACUUCCUCAGUGGUUUGGGGACGUUCAUUGCCGGCAAUGGACGUUGUAAAAGCAAGAGUUUUCUUAACUCCUGCCACUUGGUGAUUAAUGCAUGAUAGGGCCUAUGAAAUGAAUUUAUCGGUUGUUGUGGGAUUCUGUGGAAAGUGAGGGAUCCAACAUUACAUUGAAAGCCAGCCCAACUGUUCAUAUUUGGAUUCUAUGCACCGUGAUCCAAGGCCAACAGCAUGGAAUUACAUGCGUCUUUAAAGGACCGUAAGAAAGAUCAUUGCAUAUUUAUUUAAUUGUUUAUAUCUGCUGUCAAGUUGUUUUGACAUGGAAAGUUUUCAAGGAACAUUGGCAGAGAGGUACAAUAUGUUAUCCCUAUGGUGAAAAUAAAUUCAUUUGUUGUAUAUAGUCCUCAAUCUCUGAAGUAAAGGUGUGAAUAAUAGGGUGUGAAUGGUUUAACCAAGGCAUUGUUUUGGAAGUAAAAAAACAAAAUGUCAGUGAUGAUUAAAUUACUGCCAUCCAUCAUUUGGGCCUGUUAUUAUUUUUCCAAGUAUAUUACACUCUGUUACUUCCUGCUAGCCAUCAGCAUGAGCCCUGUUGCCUAAACACUAUCUCAUUUAUUUAUGUUUUGAAAAAAAAUCCAUAAACAUUUUUGUUUGUAAUCUUGUUUCUUUUGUUAUGUUUUCAGUUGUUUAAAUGUUACAAUACUUUAAUUGAAAGAAUUUUGUCAAGUUUUUUCUUGUAAAUUUUCUUUAUUUGUACCUUCUUGUCCUUCAGUACUGUACCCUAAAAGGAGAAAUACAUGUGUGACAGAGGCAUAAUGUUUUAACAAACGAGUGUGGACAUUUUUAUUUUAAGAUUUUUGUCAAAAGGACACUAUAAAAAUGAUGUUUGCUUGUUUGUCUCAUAUCCAUUGUGCAGGGUUUCUUGGAAGAAUUUGUUUUGUUGAGAAGAUUUUGCUUCAGCUAUAUGAAGUUUUUCUGUCUAUCUUUACUCUUACCUAUCUCUCUGUGUGUGUGUCUGUCUGUCUGUCUAUCUGUCCUCUCUCUCUCUCUCUCUCUCUCUCUCUCU